Molecule: messenger RNA, 2599 nt
Organism: Carya illinoinensis
Lineage: Eukaryota; Viridiplantae; Streptophyta; Magnoliopsida; Fagales; Juglandaceae
Product: U-box domain-containing protein 13-like
Exons: 4
Coding region: 321-2294 (657 amino acids)
Biological process (GO): cell surface receptor signaling pathway; protein ubiquitination
Cellular component (GO): cytoplasm; nucleus
Molecular function (GO): ubiquitin-protein transferase activity; protein binding
Source: RefSeq, a predicted model, not a curated record
CGUGAGUUACAUUCCAACCCAACAUUGGUUUACUUCACCUUAGCCACGCCACAAAAAGUCUCUCCUGCGCGUGCUUCUCACCCUUCCUCUAUCUCUCUCGCUAGCUUUCUCUCUCGCUCGCGCUCUCUCAUGGAGACUUGGAGACGACUAUGACCAACUGUUCCGGCCUCUGCAGAAUUAUUUAGGGAAAAACCUUUAUCGAUCACGUCCGCGCCUACGCUUUACGGAGAAGAAUCCUCACUGCUGCCGCCGUUGCCGACUCUACGGGUGGUGCUUUCAAAACGGUGCGUGUUGCUGAUAUUUGAGAGAUCGGGGAAGUUAUGGAGGACGAUAAAGUAGCGCUGGUUCGGAGCCUCAUCGAUAUAGUGAACGAGAUUGCUUCGAUCUCCGACUUCAGGUAUACGGUCAAGAGGCAGUACUGCAAUCUGGCUAGAAGGUUGAAGCUGUUGAUCCCAAUGUUCGAGGAGAUUAGGGACAUCAAAGAGGCGGUCCCGGAGGAGAUCCUCAAAGCUCUGGUUUCCAUCAAGGAAGCUCUGCAGUCGGCAAAAGAGUUGCUCAGAUUUGGUAGCGAAGGGAGCAAGAUUUACCUGGUCUUAGAGAGGGAGCUAAUUAUGAAUAAAUUUCAUGAGGUGACAGCUCAACUGGAACAAGCUCUGAGUGGAGUUACCUAUGAAAAUCUUGACAUAUCAGAUGAAGUUAAGGAACAGGUUGAACUUGUUCUUGCUCAGUUUAGAAGAGCCAAGGGAAGGGUUGAUGCUCCUGAUGUUGAGCUUUAUGAGGAUCUCUUAUCUCUUUAUGACAAGGGCAAUGAUGCAGCAACAGAUCUAGCUGUCCUAAGGAGAUUAGCUGAAAAGUUACAAUUAAUGGGAAUAGCUGACCUAACACAAGAGUCACUAGCUUUGCAUGAGAUGGUUGCUGCCAGUGGGGGAGAUCCUGGGGAGAGCAUUGAGAAGAUGUCAAUGCUACUGAAGAAAAUCAAGGAUUUUGUGCAAACAGAAAACCCUGACCUGGAUGCUCCUCCCAGAGAAAAUAGUCUUCCUCCGAGCUGCAGUGCAUCCAAUGACAAAAAUCACAAGGCCCCAGUUAUACCAGAAGAUUUCCGCUGUCCAAUAUCCCUGGAGUUGAUGACAGAUCCUGUCAUUGUUUCAACAGGGCAGACCUAUGAACGAUCCUGCAUUGAGAAGUGGCUGGAUGCAGGGCAUGGAACAUGUCCAAAGACACAACAGACCCUCUCUAGCACUGCUUUGACACCCAACUAUGUUUUACGUAGCCUCAUAGCUCAAUGGUGUGAGACAAAUGGCAUUGAACCACCAAAACGACCCAGUAAUUCUAGAGCCAGUAAAACGACAUCUGCCUGUACACCUGCUGAACGUACUAAGAUUGAAAUUCUCCUUCGGAAGCUUGCAUCCAACAACCCUGAAGACCAGCAAUCCGCUGCGGCCGAGAUCCGCCUUCUUGCCAAGCGCAAUGCAGAUAACCGUGUGGCCAUUGCUGAAGCUGGUGCAAUCCCUCUUCUCGUUGGCCUCCUUUCAACAGCCGACUCCCGUACCCAAGAGCAUGCUGUGACAGCACUACUUAACCUCUCCAUAUGUGAGGACAAUAAAGGAAGCAUCAUAUCCUAUGGGGCAGUUCCUGGUAUAGUUUAUGUGCUCAAGAAGGGGAGCAUGGAAGCACGGGAAAAUGCAGCAGCUACCCUUUUCAGCCUCUCUGUUGUGGAUGAAAAUAAGAUUAGAAUUGGUAAUUCUGGAGCCAUUCCUCCACUUGUGACACUACUGAGUGAAGGAACGCAGAGGGGUAAGAAGGAUGCCGCAACAGCACUUUUCAACUUGUGCAUUUACCAAGGGAACAAGGGAAAGGCGGUGAGAGCGGGUGUUGUUCCGACAUUGAUGCGGCUCCUAACAGAACCAGGAGGAGGAAUGGUGGAUGAAGCGCUGGCCAUUUUAGCAAUACUGGCUAGCCAUCCUGAUGGUAAAGCUGCCAUUGGAUCUGCAGAGGCAGUGCCAGUAUUGGUAGAGGUUAUUGCGAGUGGUUCCCCCAGGAAUAGAGAGAAUGCAGCUGCAGUUUUGGUGCACCUUUGCGCUGGAGACCAACACCAUCUCAUAGAGGCCAAAGAGCUUGGAGUUAAGGGUCUACUGGAGGAUUUGGCACAAAAUGGCACAGACAGGGGCAAGCGAAAGGCUGCACAGUUGCUAGAGCGUAUGAGCAGGUUUGAUGAGCAACAGAAGCAGGCUCAGGCAGAAGCUCAGACGGAGCAGUCACAGCCAUCCUCAACGACUGAUGCCGAUGAUAGCUGAGGUUUUUAUUUUCACUCGCUUACAUGUUUUUAUUUUCCCUUUUGGGUUCUUUUAAGGUAUUGAAAGGGGAGGGCUUUUGCUUCGGAGGGAAAGGUGGAAGAUCACCUACCCCAUCUGUAAGUUAUUCGUUUGUGUUUGGACUGAGGACCUUAUUUUGAAGAGAGAUUGAAAGAGCCUUUAAUUCAAUGGGUGGGGAGAAACACAAAGGAAAGGGCUGAGAUGUAUAUGACAUAUAUGGGAAAUAUACCACUGUAACAUGUACGACUGCAAUCAUCCUCGGUUUUAAUGAAGAGAUGUUUCCUGUA